Messenger RNA from Trachemys scripta elegans, 4674 nucleotides. It is a transcript of the gene MFN1, whose product is annotated as mitofusin 1. Gene Ontology annotation, cellular component: mitochondrial outer membrane. The coding region runs from base 216 to 2438 and encodes 740 amino acids. Gene Ontology annotation, molecular function: GTP binding; GTPase activity. Lineage: Eukaryota; Metazoa; Chordata; Testudines; Emydidae. The transcript has 19 exons. Gene Ontology annotation, biological process: mitochondrion localization; mitochondrial fusion. The record is from RefSeq and is a predicted model, not a curated record.
GAAGUGAUAUCCACCGCCCCCGCGCACGGGGUGAGGAGGAAGGAGGUGCGGCGGGCCCCCCAGCCGCAGCGGUUGCUGGGUAACGGGGGAGCGAGCGAACCUGGGGCGCUUCAUUUUCAUCAAGUGGCUGUCCUGCGCUUUGCACAGAGCAGCAAACCCUGCAGAGGAAAGUUUAAAUCUACAUAGCUGAUAACAAAGCAGGAGAAACUUGCGUAAUGGCAGAAACUAAUGCCUCCCCCCUGAAACACUUUGUGCUGGCUAAAAAGACAAUUACUACUAUCUUUAACCAAUUGCUGGAUUAUGUCACUGAAGGAUCAAGUUUUGUUGAAGCAACAUAUAGGAACCCAGAACUUGAAUAUGUAGCAACUAAAGAAGAACUGGUGAAAAUACAGGCAUAUAAAAACAAAUUGGCAGACAUUGGUGAGGUGCUUUCACGGAGGCACAUGAAAGUUGCAUUUUUUGGCAGAACAAGCAGUGGAAAGAGUUCUGUCAUUAAUGCAAUGUUGUGGGAUAAGGUCCUUCCUAGUGGGAUUGGUCACACAACGAAUUGCUUUCUCAGUGUAGAAGGAACAGAUGGUGAUAAGGCUUAUCUCAUGACUGAAGGAUCAGAUGAAAAGAAGAGUGUCAAGACUGUUAAUCAACUUGCCCAUGCGCUUCAUAUGGAUAAAGAUUUGGAAGCUGGCUGUCUUGUCCAUGUCUUUUGGCCCAAGGCAAAGUGUGCUCUCCUGAGAGAUGACUUGGUUUUGGUGGACAGCCCUGGUACAGAUGUCACUACAGAGCUAGACACCUGGAUUGACAAAUUUUGUUUAGAUGCUGAUGUCUUUGUCUUGGUUGCUAAUUCAGAAUCGACUCUCAUGAAUACGGAAAAGCACUUUUUUCACAAAGUAAAUGAACGACUUUCCAAGCCAAACAUCUUCAUCCUGAAUAAUCGCUGGGAUGCGUCUGCAUCAGAGCCUGAAUAUAUGGAAGAUGUGCGCAGGCAGCACAUGGAGCGCUGUCUGACCUUCUUAGUUGAUGAGCUCAAAGUCGUUGAUCUCUCAGAAGCACAGAACCGCAUCUUUUUUGUUUCAGCCAAGGAAGUUCUUAGUGCUAGAAAGCAGAAGGCCCAAGGGAUGCCAGAGAGUGGUGGUGCACUAGCUGAAGGAUUUCAGACAAGAUUUCAGGAAUUCCAGAAUUUUGAGCAAAUAUUUGAGGAGUGUAUCUCGCAGUCAGCCGUGAAAACCAAGUUUGAACAGCACACUAUCAGAGCUAAACAGAUAAUAGAUACUGUGAAAAACAUUAUGGACGCCAUAAAUGUGGCAGCAGCAGAAAAAAGAGUUCAUUCAAUGGAAGAGCGAGAGGACCAGAAAGAUAGGUUGGAAUUUGUUCGAAACCAACUGAACAUUUUAACAGAGGAUAUUAAGAAAAAAAUCAAACAGGUUACUGAGGAAGUAGAGAACAAGGUUUCUUCUGCGAUGACUGAUGAGAUUUGUCGACUCUCUGUUUUGGUUGAUGAAUUUUAUUCUGAUUUUCACCCUUCUUCACAAGUAUUGAAGCUGUAUAAAAGUGAGCUCAACAAGCACAUAGAAGAUGGUUUGGGAAAAAACCUGGCUGACCGUUGCUCCGCUGAAGUCAAUCAGUCAAUGCAUCAGUCACAGCAGGAAAUGAUUGAAAAUCUGACGCCAUUGUUACCUUCUGGUGUUCAGAAUCAGCUUCAGUUGCUAAUUCCAUGCAGGAAGUUUGACCUCAGUUACGAUUUGAACUGUCACAGUCUGUGUUCAGAUUUUCAAGAGGAUAUCACGUUCCGCUUUUCCCUGGGGUGGACCACCCUUGUAAACCGCUUCCUAGGCCCAAAGAAUGCUCAUAGAGUGCUACUCGGGCUGGCAGAUCCAACCUCACAGAUCCCUCGUCCUUUAGCUUCCACCCCCUCUGCCACCUGUCUUCCUGCCGUAACUCCAGAGAACGUAUCACAGGAGGAACUCAUGGUUUCUUUGGUAACGAGUUUAGCUUCACUAACAUCACGGACAUCUAUGAGCAUCAUCAUCGUUGGAGGAGUGGUUUGGAGAACUGUAGGCUGGAAACUCAUCUGUCUUUCCCUAAGCAUGUAUGGAGUAUUGUAUCUCUAUGAGAGACUAACCUGGACAACUAAGGCAAAAGAGAGAGCCUUUAAACAGCAGUUUGUAAACUAUGCUACUGAAAAAUUGCAGAUGAUUGUCAGUUUUACUAGUGCAAAUUGCAGCCAUCAAGUGCAACAAGAAAUGGCCACUACCUUUGCUAGACUGUGUCAGCAAGUCGAUGUUACUCAGAAAAACCUGGAAGAAGAAAUUGCUAGGCUGUCCAAAGAAAUAGAUCAGUUAGAGAAAAUACAGAGUAACUCAAAGCACCUAAGAAACAAAGCCCUUCACCUUGAAAACGAGCUGGAUGUUUUUACAAAGCAUUUUCUUCAGCAGAAUAAAUAGACCAACCUCUUUUCAUUGCUGGCUUCCUUGGGUAACUGCCUGUAGGACAAAAUUAUAGAAUGACACAUUGCUCCCCUGUGGAGUUACAUGAAAUUACUUAUAUUUUUAAAAGUACCUUGAUUAUACUUGUCAGAUACUGUAACGUCCAGUUCACACUUUUGCAAUGAACUGUAUCUCAAAGCUCUGGUAAAGAGAAAUUUUGCAAGAGCAAAAUGAUAAUUUAUAUUUACUGACAAAUACUGAAUUUAUUCUUCUGGAGACUUAAAAUAAAAAAAAUAAACCCUGUAUUAUUUUGUUUUAGUAUUUACCAGUGGCAAAUCCCACUUUCCUGGCAUCCGGGAGUUAUGUAGGGAGAGAAUCCAUCAUUUCUUCUCUCCCUCACAUCAGUAUCAAUGUCUCCCAGUUCUCUAGAAAUAGCUGGUGGUCCUGCUUUUUCAUAUUUGUUUUAUGAAUGAGAAUAUUAGGUGAACAGCUCUAAAAGUGCUUCUUUAGAUUAUUUGAAUUCAGAUAAAAUCAGUUGGGCUGGGCUGUUACCCUACUUCUGUUUAUAGAUAGACCUGCAGACAUGAUGCUUUCAAGUAAACUUGAUUCCUUGUAGGGAUUUUGGAAAGCUUUAAAAAUUCAAGCAUGCUGCAAUGAUGGAAUGGCAGUGUUCAUCAAAGUAAGUAAUGUGUAUAAAGUUCAGGUGAAUCUGUCCUGUGCAGCAUGCAAGCCUCUACCUACAACAAAGAGGGGGCUUCUGCUAUACAAUUGAUCUACACAUCCCAAACUAUGCAAAAAUUCAGCUUCAGUAUCAAAGUUUUUAUCUAAGCACACUUGGGAGGGCAUGCUAUUUUCUUGUCACCUGGGCAAGUGAUGUAGCCAAGCCUUCAAAUAUUUCUCACUACAUCAUGAAUACCUGCCAUGUUCUGGUGUGAGCAUUAUAAAUUGAAUUUCUCUUCAGACUGUAUACAUUUGGGAAACAAUAUUGCAUUUACCUGUGGAUACUUUCCAUAUUGUUUGCUUCCUUCCCCAACUACUUGGUUAGGCACUAUCUUAAGUCCCUGAAUUAUUUAGCUGCCAACUGCAGGUAUGCCUUUUUUAAACCUUGGCCACUAGCUCCCUCUGUUCUAGCUGUGUGUGGAUGUUUCCAUCUUAAUCAGCUUUUAAAGGGUGGUAGUAGGCCAGGGACUGUCAAUAGAUGUUAGCACUGAUACCCAAGUGCUUCCUGAUGCAGACCAUGUGCAAUUUCACCUGUAUUUUAUAAACAGGCUUUUAAAAAAUAUUUUAGGUGGUGAAAGCCUUCUGAAUAUUUAUAUAUCCUUUAUGAAAGUGCUUAAUGCUGCAAAACCAGGUUUAAAACCAAACUUGAGUGACUGGUGGCUUAAGGCACAUUUUUAUGGUUGCAUGAGUACUUGCUGGGAUUUUCCACUAAUUUACAAAAAAGGGCUAAUGAAAUGCACUGUUUUUUAAGAACAGGAGUACUUGUAGUACCUUAGAGACUAACAAAUUAACUAAAGUGCCACAAGUACUCCUGUUCUUUUUGUGGCUACAGACUAACAGCUGCUAUUCUGAAACCUGUUUUUUAAGACUUACUCAAUACUUUAUUUUACAAGCAGGAAGUGAUCACUGAGAAGUUGAGUAUACUGCAUGCUAACUUUCUCCCUUCCAAGUGUUUCAGGGUCAUAAUUUUCCUUAUUGUUGUGGACAUUUGAGUAUGCUACCAGCUAAAGAUGUUAAGAUGGGCUGCAGUCCAGCUGGUUAAAUGUACAGAAAUUAUGCAAGGAGAAGAGUUGCAAAUGUAUUUAUAAGAAGUUUAUUCUUUGAGAGCAUUUCUAGACUGGUUUAAUUUGGGGGGAGGAAAGAGAGGAGAAGAGUGCUGCCCCUUUAACUCAUUGAAUUUAGUUUGGCAGAUGAGUUGGUAACUUAGAUGAUGCACUAUUCCUCAUCUUAAACUUAGCACCUUCUGGUACACACUGCUUGUGAAUGGGGUUGUCUUAUUUGCAUCUUGUAUUCCUGGGAAGAGGGUAAAAAGCUCCUUCAGUAGCAUAUGGCUCACAGCCAGAUUUUUAUUACAAAAACUGUUCUAAAGCAUGAGACCUGUGUAAUUCAAGGUUGCUUUAGUUUCCACUUUGUCAUGAAGUGUCAGAAUUUCUAUUCACUUACUGGUGUUUCCUAUAGUUUUGUUGGAAGAUGUCCAAGUGAGUGACCAAGAUAGUAGCUGUGGAAAUAAAAUUCAGAAUUCUUUCUAUUGGAA